This is a messenger RNA of Bacidia gigantensis, 429 nucleotides long. RefSeq lists its product as uncharacterized. Lineage: Eukaryota; Fungi; Ascomycota; Lecanoromycetes; Lecanorales; Ramalinaceae. The record is from RefSeq and is a predicted model, not a curated record. The transcript has a single exon. Bases 1 to 429 code for a protein of 142 amino acids.
AUGGCGGCUCAAUCUUCGCGUCGCACAGAAUUGAGAGACGCACUCGCUUCACCACCUCAAUCGCCUGCACAUGCAGAUCCAGAGUCGCCUAGGAAACGAACAAGACUUUCCAGAAUGACAGAAGAUUCCAAUGGGGACAUGCUCAUCGAGCAAUACCUCUAUUACAUUGAGCCAUAUCGUUCGUCAUCGUCAAUGAUCCCCUACCCAUGGCCUCUCGAGCUCGAGAAAGCACCGAUACGAUACGAAACCCUAUCAAACGAUCCUCAAUUCCGCGAGGCUCUCACACAACAGCUAAAAGUCCACAAGAUUCCCAACUUUUCGGCUUCGUUUCAUACGCAGAGUAAGCCGGGCUACGAACCCCACACACAAAGAACAGUAGCUUUGCACAUCCAAGUGAACGUUAAUCCAGACAUGCCGGAUUUCGAAUAG